AUGGCUAGACUGUGCCCGAUGCGAAGUCUGCAUCGGCGAGUUCGGCCACGGUGGCUGAGGCGGCGAUGUCGAGGCCGGAUCUGCCUUCUCGGCUUGGCGAUUAGGAGUUCGGAAUAUCGCCUCAGCUGGCCGGGAAACCGUGGAUCAUCUAAGCUCGGCGUUCGAUUUUCAGCUCGGGCUGUGGUCCGGCCGGCGACGAAGUCGGCUUGCGAGGUCGGCCUGACGGCUGCGAUUGUGAUCGGCGGCCGAAUCAGCUCGAAGUCCGAGUUCAGCGUCGGGCUACGGCUCAAAGGUUCGGAUUCCAGGUUGGUGCGCUCGGCCCCGAUGACUGAGACUGGAGGUGCCGAAGUGAUUUUCGGAGAAGACGAAAUCGGGUCGGCCCCAUCGACUGAGACCAAGCCGAAGUCGGGUGAUGCAGCUCAGCGUCUGAUUCCAAGGAUGGUUGACGGUCGGCCGAGCGGUGGUCUGACCGUUGCAAGGUUGGACCAUAGAGUGCCGGUCAGCUUGUUCGGCGGUAAGAGUGCCGGUCCGGGUAGUGAUUUGAGGCAGCUCGGUAACGGUUCGGAGGUUGGACCUGGUCUCAACGGUGGCAGCGUUUGGGUUGGCCGGACUGUGGCAGUGUGCUGGCUUGAUGUUCGAACUGUGGUGUAUAAAGGUGAUAGUGACUUGAACAGUGUUGUACUGACAACAACAGUACCACUAACGUGGCUCAACUGUGGCCAAGUGAGAACCUCAAAAAAAUUUGCUCCCAUUCUUCAUCGUUUUUGCUUCAAUCCUCAGCGAGCUUGGCUCCGUUCAUCACAAGAUUUUGAAAGAAUGAGGGCAUCAAACGAAGCUUCCACCAGCAGUGAGUUGAUGAACACUUUAUUUAGAAGCCGAAACGAGGUGGUCCUUGAUUUAAUUGCUGCUGUAAAAGGACUUCACGAGCUUAGCCCACAGCAACUUACCAAACUUAUCAGGGAUUCUGGAAACAAUAUCGUUCGGCAUAUUGCUGAAGAUGGAUCACACAUACAGGUGGACUUGGAAAAAUUUGCAAGAUAUCUUCCUCUACACCUUAUUGCAGUGAUUAUGGCCUGGGAAAGGGACAAGGCCACAUUCAAGUAUUUGUUAUGUGGAGUUCUUUUGUUACAUUCUAUGUGUGACCUUGCUUCCCGAGUUCCCAAAAUUGAGCAGUGUGUGCUACAGAUAUUGCUUGACGAUGUGAGAGUAUCUGAACAGCUGCUUGACCUGGUUUUUUAUCUGCUAGUUCUCCUUGGUGCAUACAGACAGGAGAAUCAGAAUAUUCCCAAUGAUAUGAUUCUCUUGCAUUCAGCCCUAGUGGCCUGCACUCUAAAACUGCUAAUGGUGAUUGUCUCACCACAGUACCAAGACGUUGCUCAAGUUUUGGCUGCCUAUUACAAAGUUGAUAUAUUUAUGGACUCCACAUUUUCUGCCGUUUGUAUAGAUGUCAAAUAUCUGCAGACAAAGCUUUCUAUUGAACAAACCGAGUCCACUGCUGGUACUACACCCCCUACUGCAGAAGAAACCUUGAAUCAUCUUUGCCAGCAGUGCGACUCCUCUCUUCAUUUUCUGCAGUCUGUAUGUCAACAGAAGUCGUUCCGAGAACGCAUUGUUAAGAAUAAGGAGGUUUGUGGCAAUGGAGGCGUUCUUGUACUGGUUCAUGCCGUCUUGAACCUUAAAAUAUCGCCCUUGUAUCGUACAUCCUCGUAUAUGGUGUCUAUCUCUCGGUUGAAGUCUAAAGCUUUAUCUAUUCUCUUGCACCUAUGUGAAGCAGAAUGUGUCUCCUACUUGGAUGAGGUUGCCGGUAAUCCUAGAAGUCGGAAUCUGGCGAAGUCUGUUGCACUACAGGUUCUUGAAUUGUUAAAGAAGACAUUUGGUAUUGAUUCCAAGCAGUCAACAGUUUCUUCUGAGAUAGUUUAUUCAAAAGGGCAACUGGAACUUAAUGCAAUGCGCCUGACGGAUGUCUUCUCUGAUGAUUCAAAUUUUCGUUCAUUUGUCAUGUUGAACUUUACGGAAACUUUGGCAGCAAUCUUUCUACUCCCACAUGGAGAGUUCUUACCUGGUUGGUGUUCAUCUGAUUUUCCAGCAUGUGAAGAUGAUGGGACUUUGGACGUACCUCGUGCAUCCUAUGCUCAUCAGAGAACAUCCUUACUAAUAAAAAUAAUCGCAAAUCUUCACUGUUUUGUUCCUGAUGUCUGCCAAGAUGAGAAAGAUCACUUCCUAAAUAAGUUCGUGCGGUUCAUUCAGAAGGAAGUUAUCCAACCCUCAGAUGGAUGCUCUUCUUCUUUCAAUACUGAAAGAACUGGAACAGUUUGCAAGAACUUAUGUUCAUUGUUAAGUCAUGCAGAGUCUUUAGAUCCCCGGUUUCUAAACGAAGAAGAUGUGCAGCUCCUAAGGUUAUUUAUCAAUCGGUUUGACUCUUUGGCUGUUACUGCCACAGCUGAAGAUCAUCUUAUACAAGAUGCUCGACAUAGAGGAGCCUGCUCUUCACAAUUACAUAUAGAAGCAACAUCAAACCAAUGCAUUGACAGAGAAACUAAACCAAACGGGCGCCAUAUAAAUUCAAGAGAAAUCGAGAGGGAUGCCCGAGCUUUCGAGACGAGCGGGUCAGAUUCCAGCCCCACACGAGGAAAGAACUCUACCGAGCGUAUGGAUAUCGAUCACUUCAAAGGGAGUAGUUUCGAGGAAGCUAUGGACGAUGAAAAGGCCGACGCCACACAUUCUGACGAGAAGCAGCAAAGGAAACGUAAGCGGACUAUAAUGAACGACAAGCAGAUAGCCCUCAUCGAGUCUGCUCUCGUGGAUGAACCCGAUAUGCACCGUAAUUCGGCCUCUUUGAAAUCGUGGUGCGACAAAUUAAGUCUCCAUGGAGCUGAGGUUACUACUUCAAGACUCAAAAAUUGGCUCAAUAACCGAAAAGCAAAACUCGCACGUGCUGCCAAGGACAUCCGUGCACCGUACGAAGGUGAUUCCCACCUUCUCGAAAGACAAAGCAGCGGGACUGCAAUUCACUCGGAUUCACCCUCGAGCCCAAUCGACGACUCUCAAGCCCAGCCCACUUCAAGAGAGAGUCCCAAAGAGGCCCAACACAACAACCCAUUAUUGACUACUGUUGCCAACGAGGAUUUACGAGCUUCCCGUGCUGCUGCUGCUGCUGCUGCUGAUGAUGGUGCUGGAGAUUUUGUGGGACCCAGUUCGUACUUAGAACCAGGACAGUACGUAAGAAUUUUGGGCGAGAAUGGAGAGGAAAUUGGGAGGGGAAAAGUAUUUCAGGUCUGUGGGAAAUGGUGCGGGAGGAAUUUGGACGAUUCUGGCGUGUGUGUUGUGGAUUUUGUCGAGCUUUUGGUAGAUAGGCUCUCGGAACUCCCGCAUCCUAUGGAGGACACGGGUAACUCGUUCGAUCAAGCCGAAAAACGGCUAGGGUGGGUGAGGGUGUUGUGGGAUUCGAAUAAGCUUUCCCCAGUGCCACCUAGGUGAAUCGAAUUGGGCUACGUUCUGGUGUGAUCGCCAAAAUGCAGCAACUUUUUGAUUGAAGUUGAUUUUGCUUCACGGUUGGAUUGCAACGGGAAAGAAGUCGUUUGGUGAUGAGAUAAAAAUGGCAAUUUAGCAGAUCGUUUGUAAGAGCAGGUGUUUCGUUCCCAAAGGGGAAAAAAAUAUGUGAUUGAGUACCCAAAUUAAGAGCCAUGCUGUAACAUGUCUGGAGUCGAGUUCGUGAUUUCUGUACAAUUUUCGGUUGCUGGCCUGUAUAGAACCAUGCCAAAAUUAGGAUUUAGACGUUUUUUUUUUUUUUUUUU
Messenger RNA from Striga asiatica, 3794 nucleotides. Lineage: Eukaryota; Viridiplantae; Streptophyta; Magnoliopsida; Lamiales; Orobanchaceae. The record is from the annotation of a GenBank genome assembly.